This is a messenger RNA of Clunio marinus, 2309 nucleotides long. The record is from the annotation of a GenBank genome assembly. Lineage: Eukaryota; Metazoa; Arthropoda; Insecta; Diptera; Chironomidae.
UCUGUGAAUAAUAUUCGUAACUUUUCCGUGAAAAAAUAAAUUGUUCCAAUAAUUUUCAUAAUCAAUCAAAAUAAAUCUAUUAAAACUUGCUAUUAAAUAUCCCCCAUAGUUUUCAUAGACUUUUUGAAACUUCAUCAGCUUAAAAAACGUGAAAAAAGGAUCUUUAAAUCAUCUGAUAAGACGUGUUUUCAAUUUCUCCAUUUUCGGCGUCGCCUAAAAGUGUUUUGAUAAAUUUAAAAUUUUUGACUGAUUUAAAGCGUCUUGGAAGUAUUUCCUCCAUUGAAUUAUUUGAUAAAGAAUCUUGUGUAGACAUUUUCUGUGUCAUUUGAGAAGAAAUUCUUCUGAUUUUUCUUAUUUAAUAAAAAUGGAUGUUGAUACGCGAGGCAGUUCGCCGGGGAGAGAGAGAGAUAGAUCCCGUCGAAGUGAAAGAACUGGAAGUCGAUUUGAUAAUAACGAUCGUGAUAAGUCUCGUGAGAGAGACAAUCGCCAAGAGUCACGUCGCAUCUACAUCAGCAAUAUCCCUUACGAAUAUCGUUGGCAAGACUUGAAGGAUUUAUUCCGUCGUGAAGUUGGCGAUGUUGCAUUCGUUGAACUAUUCAAUGAUGAGAGUAACAAACCUCGUGGUUGUGGAAUUGUUGAGUUCGAGAAAGCUGAAAGUGUUCCAUUAGCUCUCGACAAAAUGAAUCGUUACGACUUAAACGGUCGCAAUCUGGUCGUGAAAGAAGAUUUUGGAAAUGAGCGUGACAAGUACGGGCGUGUUGUUUCAAAAGUCGGUGGUGGUGGAGGCGGAGGCGGUGGAGGCAGUUCCAACUAUCGCAUGAAUCGUGAUCGAGACGAUGACAGAAUAAGUUUUGGUGAUGCGCGCGGUCAUGGUGGUGGCAACAUCUCAAAUCUUGAAAAUUUCAAUACUUAUGGCCUGUCGGUUAAGUUUUUGGAAGGAUUGGGCAUUACAGGUCCAUUACACACAAAAGUUUUUGUGGCGAACUUGGAUUAUAAAGUCGAUGCGAAAAAAUUGAAGCAAGUGUUCAAGCUUGCUGGUAGAGUUGUCAGCUUGGAAUUGUCGGUUGACAAAGAAGGAAAUUCUCGAGGUUUCGCGGUGGUCGAAUAUGAUCACCCAGUUGAAGCUGUUCAAGCGAUUUCUUUGUUUGAUCGUCAGACGCUUUUCGAUCGUCGUAUGACCGUUCGCUUAGAUCGUGUUCCCGAAAAGAGUGAGGGACCAAAAUUACCUGAAGGCUUGAAGGGAAUUGGCAUUGGUCUCGGACCAAAUGGCGAUAUUUUGCGUAACGUUGCUCUUAAUCUUCCAAAUGUUCAGAACAAUCCUUCCCAAAAUGUCUCAGCUAAUACAAUGAACAGUCUCAACACCUUGAACAGCCUCAGCAACAGCUUGAGUCAAUUGAGUCAACAGAAUCAGCCAGUUCCAGCUCCUGUCGCACCUCCAAACUCGAGCUUGCUUGGGCCAGUUCCAAACUCAAAUAGCUUGUCUGGCUUGACUAGUAAUCUGGCGGCUCUCACAAAUGUUGUAGGGGGUUUAGGGGGUCUUGGAGCUCUUUCAAAUCCACUUUUAUCGUCUGCUGCUGCCAGUUUAAAUUCUCUGGGCAUUAAUCUUAAUAGUGGUAAUGAUGUAAACUCAGCACAAAAGCAGCAAGGCUCGUUUAAUGCAUACAACACAAGUGGUGGGUUUAAUUCGGGAAAUAGUGGAAGGGUUGAUGAUAUGUCGUUUGGUGGAAAUCAAAUUCGUAAUUAUAAUACGUCCUCGAACGAUGAUUACAAUUCUCGUAAUUUUGGCAACACUGGCGGUAAUUCGAGUCGCAAACAACCAAGUGACACAAUCAUUGUUAGAAAUCUUCCAUCAUCGUGGACAUGGCAAAAUUUGCGUGACAAAUUUCGUGAUGUUGGUGAAGUGAAGUUUGCUGAAAUUCGCGGUUUAGACACGGGAGUUGUUCGCUUCUCUAAAGAACGAGAAGCCGAAGUUGCUAUCAAACUCAUGGAUGGAUCACGUUUCGAUGGACGUUUAGUUGAAAUCGACUAUUUUUAAGACAAAUCAUUCAUCUUCACAUUGACGAAUAUUGUAAAAUAUUUUUUCUUUUGUUUCUUUAUCAUUUCGAAGUUUCCAUUUAAGACGCUUGACAAUUUACAAAUAGUUUCAUUAUCAAGCAUUUGGUUUCCUCUAUUUUUAAUAGUUUUUUUUAAACUAAGCUGCAUUCAUCUUGAAGAUUUUGUUCUUUUUUUUGUCGCUUUAAUUCUGACAUCAACAUUACUUAACAUGUUUAAGAUACAAAUAAAAAUAAGUUCAUGACAAAAGUUUAAAA